Messenger RNA from Suillus plorans, 342 nucleotides. RefSeq lists its product as uncharacterized. The coding region runs from base 1 to 342 and encodes 113 amino acids. The record is from RefSeq and is a predicted model, not a curated record. Lineage: Eukaryota; Fungi; Basidiomycota; Agaricomycetes; Boletales; Suillaceae. The transcript has 4 exons.
AUGACUGACACGAAUGACUCUUCUGCGAUUCCAAAUGCUAUCAUAUGUGUGAUUGAUCUAGAGCAAGACAAUACUUUCCGUGCUCUAGCAGCUACCAGUGGAUACCUCAAAGCGCAGAGUCGGAACAAGAUUCGCUUGGAAUUAUUGUAUUGCUCACCAGAGUGCCACAAGAAAGACUGGCAUCCGGUGUUCAUCGAUGCUAUCAUUAAGUCGAAUGGAGCUGGCUUCGUUGGCACUCGUGGUUUCACGAUGUCCACACUAGCUAGUCGCAGAGUACAGUCGUGGCAUGACGGAGCGACUCAGCUCGUUAGAUGGGUGUGGCCGGGCGCGGACGACCACUGA